AUGAGCCAUACACUUCAUCUCCAAAUCCUCAUCUCCGCUCUAUGUCUACUCUUCUGCAAGCCCUCGUGCGCCACCCCUAACAACGGUAGACUCGACCUGCAACUUCCUUUCGUGCCCGUGAACAACCCUCCUUUGUCGAAAGAGCAUAAUUUUACCUUGAGACACAUUUACCACAAAGGAUCUCACCGAUACCCACGACUUUUCCGCAAAAUCGAUAUUUAUCACGAUUCACUUGUUCAAGAUGGCACAAAAGAGAGCUGCUGCGAAGGCGAGGCGACUUCAACAGCGUUUGCUGUCAAAUCGAAUGCACUUGAGAUACAGCGACUAUCUGACCGCAGUCGCCACAGCAUCGAUAGUUUAUUGGAAGCUGGAGAAUUCUUGGGAGAACCUGUUUCGCUGACCUCUGAUGCUUGGACAAUAGAUAGGAUCUCCGGGCCUGACGUCAGUGAUAAAAGUACGGUGUUGAGUUUCGCACACGUUGCUGCAAAUGCAUACGUCGAUCCGCCACAUGGAGGAGAAUGGACCGAUAUUGGUGGAGGUUUCAACUACACUGAGGAUUUCGGGUGGGAGCGCGAUGGACUACGCGGUCAUGUGUUUGCCGACACGGAAAACAAAACCGUGAUUAUCGGACUCAAAGGGACCUCUUUACCUUAUUUCGACGACGGCGAGACUUCCAAUAACGAUAUCCUAAACGAUAAUUUAUUCGGGAGUUGCUGCUGUGGUCAAGGUGGCCAAUACGCGUGGAGGAGGGUUUGCGACUGCCAGACUUCAACAGAUACCUGCAACUCAAGCUGUCUGAUGACAAGUCUGCGGAAGAAAAGCAACUAUUACCAUGCCGCUCGACAUCUAUACCAUAACAUCACUGCAAUCUAUCCAGAUGCCGAUGUCUGGCUGACCGGACAUUCGCUAGGUGGCGUGGUAUCCUCGCUUCUGGGACUCACCUACGGACUCCCCACUAUCACUUUCGAAGCCUUUCCCGAUGCCCUCGCCGCUCGACGAUUGGGUUUACCCACACCUCCUGGCUACAGCAUUGGUGACGUUGGAAAACACUACACUGGGAUCUAUCAUUUCGGUCAUACAGCCGACCCGGUAUACAUGGGACACUGCAAUUCCUUCAACUCACCCUGCACGAUUGCAGGGUAUGCCUUCCAAAGCAAAUGCCACACUGGACACAAUUGUACGUACGAUACAGUCGGCGAUCUAGGUUGGAGAGAGUCUAUCGGUACGCACAGAAUAAGCAGUGUGAUCAAGGAUGUGAUUGAGAAAUACAACGCCACUCCGAGGUGUGAGCAAGAUGUCGAUUGCGCUGAUUGCUCUGAGUGGAAGUUUUUUGAUGAGGAAAAGACUACCACUACUUCAAGGAUAGAAAGCUCAACAUCCCAGACCACGACUACCAUUUGCCAGACCCCAGGUUGGUGGGGCUGUCGAGAUGGUACCACAAGCACAACUACUUUCUGA
This is a messenger RNA of Aureobasidium pullulans EXF-150, 1458 nucleotides long. Its product is annotated as alpha/beta-hydrolase. The transcript is spliced from 2 exons. The record is from RefSeq and is a predicted model, not a curated record. NCBI's taxonomy places the organism in Eukaryota, Fungi, Ascomycota, Dothideomycetes, Dothideales, Saccotheciaceae. Gene Ontology annotation, biological process: piecemeal microautophagy of the nucleus; neutral lipid catabolic process; multivesicular body membrane disassembly. Gene Ontology annotation, molecular function: glycerophospholipase activity. The coding region runs from base 1 to 1458 and encodes 485 amino acids.